AUGGCCGCACAUUCCGAUGUACCGUCAGACCUGGCCGAUCUGCACGAUGAUCUCAUUGGCUGGUCCCACCUCCAUUCGACCUUGGACCUCGGUCUGGAUGACCCCAUCCCACCCACGGAUCUUCUUGCUUCCUUGGGUGCACCGCCACCCCAUGCGCCUUCUCAAUCCAUGUCUGCCGUGGGCGGCCCAAGUGCCGAAGACGAGGCCGUUGGUGACAUUAUUCGAACGCUGGAAAAUGCCCUCACUGCGAGCGUCGAUGCCUUCCCCGCAGCCCCACUCCCCACGCCUUACGAAUCCACGGCCACCUCCCCAAUUUCCUCUCGCUCCCAAAGCCCCACCAUGAAACGGCGGGCGUUUGACAUGCGGCGUGAUGAAAAAGCUCUGUUUGACUCACUGGCCGCCAUUGCCGAGAGUCCCCUCGAAGAUGCUUCCGCAAGCUUGCAUCAUCCCAACCCCGCCACCGAAGCGCCCUUCGCCUCCGCCGUGAGCGUGGCUGAGACGUUUGCCGAUGAUGCUAAUCUGGCAGACACGGGUCGCAGCCGGCCUCGCAAGCCGGCCCGGCGACAUGUGCGCUCCCUCUCGACACUCGGAACCAGUGUUUCUGCUGCCACCCAACCAGCAACUCCCUUGGGCUCGCCAAACCAGGCAACCCAACGCCGGCGAAGCUCAGCUACCGGCAUGAAACGCAGCAAGUCCUGCGGAAACCUUUCGGCUUCGAAUAGCCAAGAUAGUAGCACUUCUAAGCGCGAGCUCCACAACAACAGCGAGCGCCAACGUCGCUUGGUUCGUAUUCGCUUUGCUUUGUGCAUGGGUAAUGGCGAUGACAUGGCCGCACGAGCCGCGGGAUGA
This is a messenger RNA of Monosiga brevicollis MX1, 849 nucleotides long. RefSeq lists its product as uncharacterized. NCBI's taxonomy places the organism in Eukaryota, Choanoflagellata, Craspedida, Salpingoecidae. The record is from RefSeq and is a predicted model, not a curated record. The coding region runs from base 1 to 849 and encodes 282 amino acids. The transcript is spliced from 3 exons.